UCGAUCAACUUGAAUAAGUGACGACUUUCGCUUCACGAUAAUUUUUUGUGUGGUGAAAAAUUGUUCAUUUUGUAAAAAGUGCCCGGUUUAUAUUUAUUAUAAUAUUUCCUCAUAAUAAUUGAACUGUAAAUCUUCAGAAGAUUAAAAAUGGUUUCGUUAAAUCCGGUAAGGAUUUUGAAAACGAAUGCCGAGGAGGAGAAGGCAGAAACGGCGCGUCUCGAUUUAUUCGUUGGCGCAAUUGCAAUUGGCGAUCUUGUAAAAUCGACUCUGGGCCCAAAAGGAAUGGACAAAAUUUUAGUUGCUCACGGCCGUACAGCUGGCGAUGUUCAAGUGACCAACGAUGGGGCAACAAUUUUGAAAAACGUCGGCGUCGAUAAUCCAGCAGCGAAAAUUCUCGUCGAUAUGUCUCGAGUUCAGGACGAUGAAGUUGGCGACGGAACAACUUCCGUUACUGUUCUCGCUUCGGAAUUUUUGCGCGAGGCAGAAAAAUUGAUUGAUCAAAAAAUCCAUCCGCAAACGAUAAUUGCCGGUUGGCGAAUGGCAGUUGAUGUUGCGCGUACGGCACUUAAAAAUGUAGCCUCUGACAAUUCAGCGGAUCCCGAACGUUUUCGCGAGGACCUUAUGAAUAUUGCGCGAACAACAUUGAGUUCGAAAAUUCUCUCCCAUCAUAAGGAGCAUUUCAGUAAAUUGGCCGUUGACGCUGUCACGCGUCUCAAGGGCUCGGGAAAUCUUUCGGCGAUACAAAUUAUUAAAAAACGCGGCGCAACACUCGCCGAUUCAUUUCUUGACGAGGGAUUUUUAUUGGACAAAAAGCCCGGUGUUCAUCAACCGCAAAAAAUAACUGACGCCAAGAUUCUCAUUGCCAACACUCCCAUGGAUACCGAUAAAAUUAAGGUUUUCGGCUCGAGGGUUCGAGUUGAUUCAAUGGCGAAAAUUGCUGAAUUGGAAGUAGCUGAGAAGGAGAAAAUGAAGGAUAAAGUAGAAAAGAUUUUGAAGCACGGUUGCAAUGUAUUUAUCAAUCGACAACUGAUUUACAAUUAUCCGGAGCAAUUGUUUGCUGACGCCGGUGUUAUGGCCAUUGAACACGCUGAUUUCGAUGGAAUUGAACGUCUCGCUCUUGUAACUGGCGGUGAAAUUGUCAGCACUUUUGACAAUCCUGAAUUGGUGUCACUUGGAAAAUGCAAAACAAUCGAACAGGUGAUGAUCGGUGAAGAUACACUUUUGAGAUUUUCGGGCGUUCCAUUGGGAGAAGCUUGCACAGUGGUGAUAAGAGGUGCAACUCAGCAAAUUAUCGAUGAAGCUGAUCGUUCAUUGCACGAUGCACUUUGCGUUCUUGCGGCAACUGUUCAAGAAUCGAGAAUUGUUUAUGGCGGUGGCUGCAGUGAAAUGGUGAUGGCUUGCGCAGUUAUGCGAGCAGCUGCAGCAACACCGGGAAAAGAAGCUGUUGCAAUGGAAGCAUUCGCUAGAGCUUUGGCACAAUUGCCAACUGUUAUUGCCGAUAAUGCCGGUUUUGAUUCAGCACAAUUGGUCAGCGAACUUAGAGCCGCUCACAAUUCGGGAGGUUGCACCAUGGGCUUAAACAUGGAAAGAGGUGAAAUUGGUUGCAUGAAGAAACUCGGCGUCACUGAAUCGUGGGCAGUGAAAAGACAAGUUCUAUUGAGCGCUAGUGAGGCGGCAGAAAUGAUUCUUCGAGUUGAUAAUAUUAUGCGCGCUGCGCCCAGAAAACGCGUCAAGGAUCGUGGACAUUGCUAAAAAAAAAAAAGAAAAGAAAUGUUUCUCUACACAUUCAAUUUCCAUUUUAAUUUGCAUUUUUCGCAUCUGCUUUUUUCUUUCACAUUUUUUUGUUUCGUAUUUUUUAAUCUAAACAACAAGAAAAAUAAGUAUUGUCAUUAAAUAAGCUUUAAUGCUCGUUAAAAAUUGAUUAAAUAAUAUUGGAAACAUUGCACUUUGGUGAGAUAUUUUCAUUCAAAAUACUGUGUUCAAGCUUCGACUUGAACAUUUUAUUCUGGAAGAAAGAUCUUAAGGGGGGGAAAGAAGGAACAAGGAGAAAAAGAAGAAACAAAAGAAGAAGAAGAAGAAGAAGAAGAGGAAAAAAUGAUGAUGAUGAUGAUGACGAUGAUGAUGAAGACGAGGAAUAAAAAUUAAAUAUAUAACAAUUAAGAUCACUCACCAAGGUGGAAUAUAUUCAGAUUUUUUCAAUAAGCGUCUCUUUUUAUAACAAACGAAAAAAAACAUUUAAUAUUAAUAAAUACUUGUACCGAUUAAA
Leptopilina heterotoma is the source of this 2266-nucleotide messenger RNA. It is a transcript of the gene CCT2, whose product is annotated as T-complex protein 1 subunit beta. Bases 148 to 1752 code for a protein of 534 amino acids. The transcript is spliced from 7 exons. NCBI's taxonomy places the organism in Eukaryota, Metazoa, Arthropoda, Insecta, Hymenoptera, Figitidae. The record is from RefSeq and is a predicted model, not a curated record. Gene Ontology annotation, biological process: protein folding. Gene Ontology annotation, cellular component: cytosol; chaperonin-containing T-complex. Gene Ontology annotation, molecular function: ATP-dependent protein folding chaperone; ATP binding; ATP hydrolysis activity.